AACACGCUCCUACGCAUUUCUGUUGAUUCUGUUACAAUAAUUAUUGAACAAAAUGUCGACAUCGGAAAAGGAUAUCAGGGUCCUGCUAUUUGGGCUGGGAGCNNCAUCGGAGGCUUCUACGCAUUUGUCCUCGGACGCAAUAACAACGUGUCUCUAGGAGUAGUAGCAAGAUCGAAUUACGAACGGGUCAAGACACAUGGAUUGAACAUCGAAAGCGAGAAUCACGGCAACCACAAAGUCAACAUAGAUCAGGUCUACAAAUCACCGGAUGAGAUCACAUCACCAUUCGACUAUAUCGUCUGCACUCACAAAGCUGUAGACCCAGUCAAAGUGCCGCCACUCCUCAAAUCUGCUGUGGACGACAGAACCACCUUCGUCAUCAUCCAAAAUGGCGUCGGCAACGAGGAGCCAUUCCGCACCACCUUCCCUAACAACACAAUUAUCAGUUGUGUGACCUGGGUAGGAGCCACACAGAUCUCUCCAGGAGUAAUCAAGCAUACAAAAUCCGAGGAUAUGCAGAUGGGUCUAUUUCCCAACCCAUCCGUCUCUCCUGAUCUCGAGCAAGAAAGACUAAACACCUUUGCAACUCUUCUCAGAACCGGCAAGACAGUCUUUCAAGUCGAGAAGGACAUUCAGAUCAAACGCUGGGAAAAGGUCACUUGGAAUGCAGCGUGGAACUCGAUUACCACACUCACAGACGUGAACACCCAGGACUGGCUCAAGUCAUCUCCUCAAGCAAUGACCAUAACCAAGCGUCUGAUGUGCGAAGUAAUCGACAUAGCAAGUCGAUGCAAUGUCCCCCUCGACCACAAGCUAGCAGACGAUUUGGUGGACAAAAUCUUAGCCAUGCCUGGCAUCUAUUCGAGCAUGCACACGGAUAUGAAGGCAGGGCGACCUUUGGAGGUGGAUGUCAUCUUGGGGUAUCCUAUCCUGAAAGCGAACGAGUUUGGGAUGGAUGUGCCAGUGUUGAGUACGAUUUACGCUCUGACGACUGCUGUAAACGGGAGAUUGACUAAACUCUGA
Messenger RNA from Aureobasidium uvarum, 1023 nucleotides. Lineage: Eukaryota; Fungi; Ascomycota; Dothideomycetes; Dothideales; Saccotheciaceae. The record is from the annotation of a GenBank genome assembly.